Molecule: messenger RNA, 464 nt
Organism: Cylicocyclus nassatus
Lineage: Eukaryota; Metazoa; Nematoda; Chromadorea; Rhabditida; Strongylidae
Source: the annotation of a GenBank genome assembly
GGGUUGUUCUCAUGACAAAUUUGCGCGUAAGCAAGGUGUGCAAUCUUCGGAAGUCAUAUUAGCUUCAAAUGGUUCGUAGAUGGCGUGGUACUUUGACGCAACCAUUUGCUGUCAAGCUUUUUAGAGGCAUAUGGAACGCUCAUCCACGAUUUGCUACCAGGACUGUAAUGGUGAAGAAUAACGAUGUAGAUUCAGCAUUCAGUCUCUUGAAUAGGCUGCUUGAUUCGGAAGGGUUGCUGAAAAUCGUCCGGCGAACUCAAUUUUAUCAGAAGCCAUAUAUGCAGCGUAAACAGCUAUCUAUAGAAGCUUCUACUGCGAUAUUUAACGAGGACAUGAAUCGAAAGAUGCACUUCUUGAUGAGAAAGAAUCGACCUGAUGCAUAUCCUGGCCAGAUAACCUCAUAGCGGAGAAUCUAGCUGACGACCAUUGAUGGAUGUGUAAAAUCCAUUUCUGGCAUUCGUGUU